GCCUUGGAGAUCCGAAGGCUCUGCGAGAGGGCCUUGGAUCGGAUGGAGGAAGAUGAGGACCCAGCCAAUGGAAUCGAAGAAGAGUAUAAGUCCAAGUUCAACAAGGCCUUCAUGUGGCAAAGCAGAAGGCUGUUUGGCCGGCACCACAUUCGCGUCUAUGCGCGCAAAGAGGUCUCUGGCAAGACGGAUUUCAUGGACUUCGUGAAGUCUGCAAGAAAUCGGAACCCUCCACCACCUGAGCCUGUGAAGGAGUCAACUGAAGCUCCAGCAGCCGACGCCACCCCGGCAGAAGCCCCGGCAGCGGCUGUGGGCAAGGAAACUCCUGCAGUUGCGGAUGUGUUGGAGGCUGCCGUGGCAGCGGCUGAAGCAGUAGCACCCGAGAAGACGCCAGGCGAGGGCCCUGCAGCUGCCCUGGAG
Molecule: messenger RNA, 417 nt
Organism: Symbiodinium pilosum
Lineage: Eukaryota; Dinophyceae; Suessiales; Symbiodiniaceae
Source: the annotation of a GenBank genome assembly